Molecule: messenger RNA, 1288 nt
Organism: Rhinichthys klamathensis goyatoka
Lineage: Eukaryota; Metazoa; Chordata; Actinopteri; Cypriniformes; Leuciscidae
Gene: rpusd1
Product: RNA pseudouridine synthase domain containing 1
Exons: 6
Coding region: 314-1198 (294 amino acids)
Biological process (GO): pseudouridine synthesis
Molecular function (GO): pseudouridine synthase activity; RNA binding
Source: RefSeq, a predicted model, not a curated record
GCUGCCAGUUACGCAUAUAGACAGUAAAAGACUACGGCUUUUCAUGUUUCUUUAACUGUCUUGAUAGGAUCGUACAGUUAUGGUCUUUCAAAGUAAAUUUCUUUGCUCUACCCUAUAAUAGCCAGAAACGUCAAAGUACUUUUUGCAAGAUGAUUGAAGAAACCGUGUACGAACCUGUCUAUGGUACGAACUAAUGCUUUCUCUAAAGUAGAAGGUUUUCUUCGUGCCGAGACAAAAUAAACGGAAGACUGACGUAAAUAAUCUACAACCAGCAUGCUGCACAACAACAGUUAAAGCAGAAGAUAUAGAGACCAUGGAGCCAGCGAGCCUGGAAAACUUGUGUGUUUUGUACCACAGUGCAAACUAUAUAGUUGUCAACAAACACUGGGACAUCCGUAUUGACAGCAAAAUGUGGUAUGAGAAGCAGACGGUCCAGAGUCAGCUAAAGCAUCGCUUCCCAGAGCUUGCAGAUCCUUACACCUACUACGGCUUCAGGUUUUGCCACCAGUUGGAUUUCUCUACCAGUGGUGCUUUGUGUGUGGCUCUGAACAAGGCAGCAGCAGGGCAUGCGUACCGCUGUUUUAAAGACAGACUUGUUACCAAAGCUUAUCUUGCACUGGUCCGUGGUGUUGUGGCUGAGGAGAAAAUGACCCUGGACUUUGCGAUUGGCAAGAACACAACAGAGGGCAAGACCCAUAUGAUGUGCAUUGAAGGAACAGAAGGUUGUGAGAAUCCCAAGCCCUGCCAAACAGAGCUCACCGUUUUAGAGUAUGGAGCAUAUGACGGAAAUCCAGUCACAAAAGUGCUUCUACAGCCUCUGACAGGACGGACGCACCAGCUCCGAGUGCACUGCAGUGCCAUUGGUCACCCCAUAGUGGGCGACUAUACCUACAGUCUACGCACAGACAAUGCUCCGUAUCGCAUGAUGCUGCACGCCUACUUCCUGGACAUUCCACUAGAGAAUGAACCCAUCCAUGUCAUAGCCCCAGAUCCCUCUGUACCCAGCCUUGACUCCAAAUGGGCACCACAAAGAUGUGUGAACAUUCUGGAGGAUUUACUGAAGAGUAUUUUAACAAAGCCACAAGCUGAGAUCCAAGAAGACCCAGAGCCCGUGCACAGGAGCAGCAGCUACCCAGUGGAGAGUGAGGAGCAACAGGCACAGUGUCAGCAGUGGUUAUGUGAAUGGAAUCUGGACUGAGGAACUGUUUUACCAGUAAACUGCUGAAGCUAUGCUGCAGGCUGCUUAUGGGGUACCCUCUUCUUUAAAAGGCCAACCCUCCUUAACAAC